AUAUUGGUACCCGGCGCGAUAAAUAUGUUAAUGAAGCUGAAAACCAAGUGAACAUUCGAUCUCGCGUCGGAUUAUUUACAGCAAAAUGGUUUGGCUAUUUCAAAAGCUGUAUUCUAUAUUCUGGAGUGAAUGGUUUUGGUUACCUAAAAAUACUACAUGGGAAAUACUCAAAAAUAAGCCAGGGAGUGGUAAAUACUUCCCGGAGACCAAAGACUUGUUAGUUGCCAUCGGGGUAGCUCUAGCACUCUACGUGUUUCGGCUGCUGUAUGAAAAGUUUGUUGUUACACCUUUUGGAUUUUAUUGUGGAUUAAAAAAUGAAAGAACUAGAAAGGCUCCCACGAAUAAUAUACUGGAAGAAGAGUAUCGGCAUAAAAAGAAUCCAAAUAAAACACUUAUACAGAAAUAUGCAAAGCGUACAGACAUGCAAGAAAGGCAGGUGGAGAGAUGGUUUAGAUUAAGAAGAAAUCAAGAUAGACCUACUGUUAUGAAAAAGUUUACAGAAACAGGCUGGAGAUUCACAUACUAUUUUGGAAUAUUUAUAUAUGGCCUUUCAGUUCUUUGGGAUAAACCGUGGUUAUGGGAUUCAAGACAUUGUUGGUAUGGUUUUCCAGAACAUAAUAUAGAUACAGCAAUAUACUGGUAUUACAUCAUAGAACUAGGAUUUUACCUCUCUCUAAUGUUUUCACAAUUUCUGGAUGUUAAAAGAAAGGAUUUUGUAGAAAUGUUUGUUCAUCACAUUGCCACAGUAUCAUUGUUAAGUUUUUCAUACCUAGGCAACUUUUUACGUGUAGGGACUCUAGUAUUGUGCAUACAUGACUGCGCAGAUUUCUGGAUAGAGGGUGCAAAGUUGGCGAAGUAUGCAAAAGCCCACCGCCUCUGUGAUAUUCUGUUUGCUAUUUUUGCUGUAGUUUGGUUUGUUACCAGGCUUGUAUGUUACCCACUCAAAGUUUUAAAUGCUACAUGGAACCAAAGUAAUGAGAUCAUGGGUUUCUGGCCAUCUCUAGUUUUCUUCAACGGCUGGUUGUGCCUAUUACUGGUUCUACACACGUACUGGUUCUCACUUAUUGUACGGGUGGCGUACUCCGCCCUCACGAAGAAGUCAGAGCAGGUUGAUGAUGUCAGAAGCUCGACGGAGGAACCCGUGUCAGACGAGCCGGAACAUAAUCACGUCGGAAACAACGUCGGUAAUCACAAUAAUACAAAAGCAGGUUGAACAAAGGGGAGAUAAACACUACUGUGAUUUCAUCCAUCUUCAGUAUCAAAAGGUCAAAGUUCAGCGACUUGUAAGAUGACCUUUAUAUAGGAUAAAAACAAAAGGUCACAAGUUCAGGAAGGAAUGGUCCAUAAUCAACAUAAAAACUUUUUUAUAUAAAAAAAUAAAUAUAUAUAUAAAUAUAUAUACAUGUAUAUACUUCAUCUUAUGGGAGAUAAUUGUAUCUGCAAACAUGUGAAAUUAAACCAGGUGCAAUUAUCUUUUACAAAGGUGUAACAUUGAGUUUUAAAUGGUUAUUUGAAUGUAAUAGUGCAAAAAACAUGACAUUAGUUAUAUAUUCAUUAUAUGGAAAAAAAUGUUUUAAAGUUUAACAAAAGAAGAAUUGAUAUUUUGAAGAAAAAAUUAUUUAUAUUUUGACAUAUUUUAGUACAAUUUUGUCUGAAUAUAUAAAAGUAGGUCAUUGAUUUUGUAUGCCCUAGUAACAGUUGAUUUAUAUUAGAUGGGGCAAAUAACUUUUGUCCUAUACGUGAGCUGAUAAAUUUGUAACAACUUCAUUCCUUCAAAAUCUGACACAAAAUACCUCUUGGCAUUAAUUAGCUUGAUUUUGAAAUAUGACCUUGACCCAUAAAUGAAUUUGAGGUCAAGGUCAAUUUUCAAAAUUUAGGUUAUUUACCUUAGGUAAUUAACAGUUAUUGAACUGGGGCAUUUUGUGUUUUGCAAUUUUUUUCAGAACCAUUCUUAUUUUUGUAUUGAUAAAUGAUAGAGAAAAAUGGAUAGAUUGAUUUUUUUUCUACAGCUAUGUUAGUUUUUUAAAUGUGGUCACUUGUUAGAAAAUGCAGCUUUUGUAAAAAUAUAAAAAUGAUUUAUCUCAUAAAUUUUUUAAAGGUGGUUAGCCUAAUAAAUUAAUCAUUCAUGUGUGCUGGCAUGAGUUAUACUGUAUAUCAGGUUUUUUCCACGAGUAUUUAAUUUUCGCUAUAUUCACGUGCAAUAUAAUUGCUUAAAAUAGAUUUGCUAAAUUUGCCUUCAAUUUAAUACAGGGAUUUCGCAAGUUUCUGUAAAAAAAAACCAAUAAAUCUUUGUCAAAAAGAGUUGUCUCUCUUUGUCAGCAGAAAUAUGAGAGAGAAAAAAAAAUGUCAUUUUUUUGGGGGUGGGGGAGG
This is a messenger RNA of Ruditapes philippinarum (Manila clam), 2370 nucleotides long. Its product is annotated as ceramide synthase 5-like. NCBI's taxonomy places the organism in Eukaryota, Metazoa, Mollusca, Bivalvia, Venerida, Veneridae. The transcript is spliced from 10 exons. The coding region runs from base 86 to 1213 and encodes 375 amino acids. Gene Ontology annotation, cellular component: membrane. Gene Ontology annotation, molecular function: DNA binding; sphingosine N-acyltransferase activity. The record is from RefSeq and is a predicted model, not a curated record. Gene Ontology annotation, biological process: ceramide biosynthetic process.